Messenger RNA from Rotaria sp. Silwood2, 726 nucleotides. The record is from the annotation of a GenBank genome assembly. Lineage: Eukaryota; Metazoa; Rotifera; Eurotatoria; Philodinida; Philodinidae.
AUGCAGAAAAACUUGACGAAUAGUAACUCCCAACAUCGGAUUCCUCGUAUUAUACAUCAAACAUGGAAAAAUACGAAUAUACCAGCACGAUGGAACCUCAGUGUUAAAAGUGUACGCGAAUUAAAUGCUGAUAAAUUUGAGUAUCGUCUGUGGACAGAUGAAGAUAUGUAUGAAUUUGUUCGGGAAAAGGAACCAUAUUUGUACAUAAACACUUUUCUUACUUAUUCAUAUGAUAUUCAACGAGUCGAUGCGUUUCGUUAUGUCUUGUUAUAUUAUUUCGGUGGUGUCUACGUUGACAUGGACGCUGGCUGUUCGAGACCGUUGGAUAUUUUGUUAGAUACAUUGGAAGCGCUUGAUCCACAAGCCCAACAUCUUGCUGCUUUUCCGGCAACCAAACCUAGUGGACUUUCAAAUGAUUUUAUGAUUUCGACGAAGGGUCAUCCAUUGUUCAGUCAACUUAUUUCACGUCUUUCUCUUUUCAAUCAUAACUUUAUAGUGUAUUAUCUUACUGUCAUGCUCAGUGCAGGUCCUCUCUAUGUGACUUUCAAUGAACAUCUUUUCGGUAGAUCAUCAGAAACAGUAUCAGUGCGCAUCAUUGAAGACAAAGCCUACUCUCCUCUAUUACUUUGGUUUGCAGGAGGCGAUUCUUGGCAUGGACGAGAUGCUCGAAUAAUUAAAAGUAUUUACAAUUUUUGGAGUACUCUUCAUCCUGUCGCGCUAAAAUAA